Molecule: messenger RNA, 1037 nt
Organism: Hibiscus syriacus
Lineage: Eukaryota; Viridiplantae; Streptophyta; Magnoliopsida; Malvales; Malvaceae
Exons: 2
Coding region: 85-870 (261 amino acids)
Source: RefSeq, a predicted model, not a curated record
CACUGAAAAUUCCACAUCUAAAAAUUCAUCUUUUUCUUCCUCUAUAAAUUCCGACAUUUGGUCAGAUUCCAUUUCCUAAAGAAAAUGAUUCACCGGGAUAUGGAUAUCGAUGAGUGGGUUCUUCUACCUGACGACGACAGAUUCCUCGACAUCAAUAAAGAUGUCGAGAAACAAAUCCAGAGAGGAAAACGAGUUUCGGAUAUGAAUCUCGUUUUUCGCGCGAAUUAUUUCAACAAAGAAGAGCCUCCACCUAAGCAAAUCGUUUCGAGGAUCCUCAAGGUUCCGGAAAAUGAUCCGGGGAAGAUGGUCGAGAAGAUCAAAGAGGCCGGCACCGAAUCGGUCGAAGGCGAUCGAGAAGUGAAGACACAGGUUUCGUUUAGGAAACCCAGUUACAACAAUGAAUCCGUCGACAUGACCAACAAAAUGGACUCGCCGAGGUCCACUACUAAAGGAGCCAUCCCUCAACUCGAUGCAGCAGGUACGUUUAAUUUCGAUGAAAAAGAUGAUGAAUUUUUGCAGAACAUGAGUUCUCCGAGACUGAGCAAUUCGUUCGAAAAGAAAGCCGGCGCCAACUGGGAAGAGAACUCCGGUCCCGGUGGCCUCUGGAAAUGGAGCCUGACCGGAAUCGGAGCAAUCUGUUCGUUCGGUGUCGCUGCUGCUACCUUUUGCAUCAUCAUCGUCGGAACUCAACAGAGGCAAAAGCAACACAAGCAGAACCAGAAACUGCUGUUCCAGCGUUACACCGAUGACAAGAGGAUGAAACAAGUGGUUCAUCAUACGACAAAACUCAAUGAAGCAAUCUCUGCAGCUAGAGGGGUUCCUAUCACCAGAGCUCACAUAACAUUUGGUGGUUACUAUGAUGGUAUUUGAAGGUAUUGUCCCGUGGAGAAUUUGGACCGUCCAUCUGGUUGGUCAACGGUUCUAAAUAUAUACAAUUAAUCUAAAUUGGGUCUCUCUGUUUGUGUUUGUAUAUAUAUACCUGAAAAUUCUAUAAUUUUGGUGUGUUAAUUUGGUCAAUAAUGAAAGUAUAGUUUUCA